AUGGCGAAACUGAGACGGAAAGGGAGCGUCUUUACCGCGCCGGACUUCCUCGACGAACCCAUCGAAGAGCGUGUCCGCAUCGCGCAAGAGGAGGUUCUCGACGACCCAGCUUUCAACGGCUUUGACGUAUUGGCGCUUCGCAAUAACAUGAAGUUCCUCUCCGCCAUCCCCGGCCGGACCGAGUUCGAGGUGGAGAUUCUCCCGCACCUAUGUAACAAGAUGGGAACGCUUCAUGGCGGGGCAGCAUGCACGAUCUUGGACAACCUGACAUCCACGGCGCUUUUCACCAUCGCGAAGCCGGGCCUACUCGACGGGAACCACAUCAGUCGCACUAUCACCAUGACUUACCUACGACCCAUUCCACGAGGGGCAACUGCGAGAGUCGUAUGUCAGGUAAUGGCGGCGGGUCAACGGACCGCCAAUGUCAGGGGGGAACUCAUAUACAAUGGCAAGGUCUGCGCGACUUGUAUUCACGACAAGGCGGUGUUGCCUCGUCAGGAGUCAAAGCUGUAG
Molecule: messenger RNA, 513 nt
Organism: Penicillium canariense
Lineage: Eukaryota; Fungi; Ascomycota; Eurotiomycetes; Eurotiales; Aspergillaceae
Product: PaaI family thioesterase
Exons: 1
Coding region: 1-513 (170 amino acids)
Molecular function (GO): fatty acyl-CoA hydrolase activity
Source: RefSeq, a predicted model, not a curated record